GAUAUAUCAAAAUCUGAAAAAACAACAAAAAUCUACGCUCCGUUAAUUCUCUUUUCUCUAGUCUACAUUAUUAUAUCGCUCGCUCUUCCAGGUUGAAAAAAGAAAAGGGAAGACAACUCCAAAAACAAAAAUGGUGAGAGAAGAGGAGAAAUCGAGAUGGUGGUGGUUCGAGAGUCACAAGAGCUCCAAACACUCUCAGUGGCUUCAAUCAACACUCGCUGAGCUUGAUGCCAAGACAAAGGCAAUGUUGAAGCUGAUUGAAGGCAACGCAGACUCUUUUGCGCAGCGUGCUGAGACUUACUACAAGAAACGUCCUGAGCUUAUCUGCUUUCUCGAAGACUUUUAUCGAGCUCACCGUUCCUUAGCCGAGAAGUUUGACCACCUCAAAUCUUCCGACUACGGAUCUCGCUCCUCUAAGUUUCCCCAACAAUCCAUGGACUCCGUUUCUGACAGCAAUUCUCACUUUCAAGAUGCCCAUUCUGAGAUCGCAGACCCUGAAGAUGACGAACUUGACUCUCCCUUUGCUAGUCACAAAGAAGAUGAGACUUGGAAUUUGGAGCAAGAAAGGUCGAAACUCAUCGAAGAGAGUGAUGCUCUGAGGAAACAGCUGCUAGACAAGGACGAAGAGAAGAGAGAGGUCAUCAGACAGCUUUCUCUAACCCUUGAGACCCUCAAAGACGAGAACUUGACCCUCAAGAGACGCCUUGCCCACCAUUCUCUCAAGCGACGCACCUUUUUGGAGUUCAAGCCGCUCGACAAGUUCUUCGGGAAGCUGUUCUACAUUGUGUGCGAUGGCAACAAGGUCGUUUAGCUGGCUCAUCUACCUCAUGAGCUUAGCUUCGCUAGUUUCUGUGUUUGAUUUCACUGUUUAUUAAGACAUAUCCUGUCGUUUCCGUGCUGUAUUAUAACCGGUAAUUAUCCUACUUAACGCUUGCUGUUCUGAUUUGUUCAAUCACAAGAAUCCAGUUUCAGACAA
Arabidopsis lyrata subsp. lyrata is the source of this 976-nucleotide messenger RNA. Its product is annotated as protein NETWORKED 3C-like. Lineage: Eukaryota; Viridiplantae; Streptophyta; Magnoliopsida; Brassicales; Brassicaceae. Bases 131 to 811 code for a protein of 226 amino acids. Gene Ontology annotation, molecular function: actin binding. The record is from RefSeq and is a predicted model, not a curated record. The transcript is spliced from 3 exons. Gene Ontology annotation, cellular component: vacuolar membrane.